AGGCUGGCAGUCAGUCGUUUUGGAGACCUUAACCAUGAACGAUAGUGUUGAAAUCUACGCUGAGCUCCUUUCAGCCAUUGUUCGCUUGAACAGCUUUAGCACAAUAGUCUAUUUGGAUCCUGAGGAUGGAAAGGAGCGCUGCCACUUGGAGAAUUGGCUAUCAGUACUAGGAAAGGGUAUUCCUUUGCUAUGGUGGCGCUCAAUUGAUGAACUCAAGCUGAGCAGCUUCAUCAAUGCCCAACUACUGGUUGUGGCUUGCUUACCUGGCGUAUAUCGCCUGGAUUUGCUGAACACAAUCUCAAGCACUUUGCGAUAUAUGCGCCAGACCAAACUGCUUAUAGAAUUGAUUACCAAUCAGGAUGUGCCCUUGGUCAGGCGAGUGCUAGAAUUUUGUCUACAAAAUCAGAUGCUCAAUGCUGCAUUAAUCUCUGGGAGUUUCGGAGAAACGCAUACGUUGUAUAUCUACGAUGCAUAUCCAAGUUUCUUGCUGAAGCGUAAACAAUUUACGCAGGAGCUUUUCAAUUUGUAUCCUGAUAAAAUGCUGGACUUGCAUGGUUAUCGGAUUCGCACAAUGCCGGAUCUGUCUGAGCCCAACACCAUACUCUAUCGCGAUAAGGAAGGUAAGCCUCGACUGCUUGGCUACGUUUGGAACAUGCUGGAGGAAUUUGCACGCAAACACAAUGCCGGCUUGCAACUAAUCGAUGUGGUUCGAGAGGGAAAGUUCUUGAGUCACAUUCAAGUAUUGGAUCUGGCGCGUGAUAAUUUGGUGGACAUAGCGGCCAGCGUGCAGCCAUUAACGCUGCGCCACCUGGAUCGUUACCAUGAGUACGCAUAUCCUGCAUAUAUGGCCAGCUGGUGCACAAUGUUGCCCAUGGAGCCGCUCUUAGGUGUACGAGAAAUAUACACAUGGAUGUUGCCUGCUGCUACCUUGUGUUUUCUGGCCGUGCUCUGGGCGCUCCAUGAGCUCCUGCUAGGUCGCUACCAUCGUCAUAGACGUCUGCUUGGUAUAGGCUGGAAGCUUUUGGCCAUUAUGCUGGCCUGCAACGUCCAGGGCAGACUGGUUACCCUGCUUGUUGCACCACCUGGAAAGCCAUCCAUUCACAGCUUUGACGCACUCUCCAAUUCGCAUGUGCGCAUCUUUGGAAUGCGCUUCGAACACAACUUGUAUGACUUUGAUCUGCGCACGCGAUAUGCGCAAGCGUUUUACCUCAGCGACAAGGUGGCGGAGCUUUUGUGGCUGCGAAACUCCUUGAAUACCAGCUACGCCUAUACCGUAACGCACACCAAGUGGCAGCUGUACGCGGAGCAGCAGGCAUAUAGUUCCAGGCCGUUGUUUUACUACUCCAAGAACUUUUGCUUCUAUCAGUAUGUGCCCUUCGCUUUGGUUAUUCCGGAGAACUCGCCGCAUCGUGCCACACUUCAUCAUUUCCUACUGCAACUGAGUCAAUCGGGCUUGUACAUGCACUGGGUGGCCAGGAGCUUCUACUACAUGGUACAAGCGGGCAAACUGCAGAUUCGGGACCUGGGCGAGGCACGUCAUGUCCGCUCGUUAGUGACUGAGGACCUGCACGACGUGCUGCAAGGUUACGUAGUUGGUGUGCUAAUUAGCUUGACCCUCUUUGCCUGCGAGCUGUUUAUAAGUCGGGCAAGGCAUUGGCUGGACAUUUAAUUAGUCAUUAAAACAAAUUGGGUGCUCAAUUAUUCUUUAGUUGGAAGCAAUGUCGACUAUAUAAAUAAAU
Drosophila novamexicana is the source of this 1739-nucleotide messenger RNA. RefSeq lists its product as uncharacterized. Lineage: Eukaryota; Metazoa; Arthropoda; Insecta; Diptera; Drosophilidae. The record is from RefSeq and is a predicted model, not a curated record. The coding region runs from base 35 to 1669 and encodes 544 amino acids. The transcript has a single exon.